Messenger RNA from Oikopleura dioica, 705 nucleotides. The record is from the annotation of a GenBank genome assembly. NCBI's taxonomy places the organism in Eukaryota, Metazoa, Chordata, Appendicularia, Copelata, Oikopleuridae.
AUGUCCCGGGAUGAGUCGAGAAAUAAUGCGAUGUUACACGCUAAGGCGUCGGGAAUUGUGAGAGAUAAUGUCUCAGGCUCUGCUUUUAUUCCUGCUACACAGAGACCCGAUGGGUCCUGGCGCCCAGCGAAAAAAGUAAAAGAGGGUUAUGUUCCGCCAGAAGAUAUUGGCAAGUUCGUCUGUAAAGCAGAGCGAGAAUAUAGACAAAGAACGCAAUAUGUUGUUGGCUCCUCUUCCUUGAGGCGGGAGCCCUCCAGAGGAGCAUCUGAGUCCAAUUUUUCCGCGUACGAUCCUAAGAAUGAUCCUAUGAAAGCGCCUGAGUUAUCAAAGUCUGCUAAGAAAAAUGCGAAACGGAAGGCAGCAAAAGCGAGAAAACAGAAUGAUAUAAACCCAGAAGAUGCUGUCAUUGAAGAUAUUUCGUCUGUUAUUGCUGGCCUCAAUGCGGCAAAAAUCAAGAGCGAGGACAGUGGUGACAGUAAAAAGACUGUCAACGCUUCUGCACCUGAUAGUUCUCUGGCCGAGCUGUCAGUCGAGGAGAAGCAAAAGCAGAUUAAAAAGAGGACUAAAGUGCUGCGGCAGAUUGAAGGUCUUGAAAAGCGCCGCGACGCGGGAGAAACAUUGGACCCAGACCAGAUCAACAAAAUAGCCCGAAAAGAGGCGAUUCUAGCCGAAUUGGCCGAAUUGGGCCACCACGAAGAAGCCUGA